CUUAUAGUAAAAUCGCCAAGGUUAAGUAAUCUGUUGUUACUGCGUUAGAAGAGUUUAAAUUUGGCAAAUUUUCAAGAUGGCGGAAUCUACGUUUUUCAGGGCUUUUCGUAAAAUAUCAAUAUCUCAACAACGAUACAACUUUUUGAUUUGCGCCUUUUACCAAAAUUCUUUAAAAUGUUUGGUCUACAAAAGCCUCCUGCUUUGGAAAAGUUUCGAGAACAUCGAUUGAAGGCCACUCCGCUGUAAUAGGUCGUGGCUUACGUGCAAUGGCUCCUAAGGAAUAAAAAUAGAAAAGAAGAAUAAAACGUUUUUAAUAUCAUAUCAUCAUAACAGUUUGUCAAUCUAUUUCAUCUAGAAAUAUGGCGAUGUCCAUUAGAUUACAGAUACAAUACAGUUGAAAUUUUUUGAAUUUUUUCAUAGGUAAUAAAUUUCUGUCGGGAACAGAUGCUAAUGUCAAAAUCCGUUUUUACGAUGAGAAAGAUCAAGAAAGUGAAGAAUUUCAUUUAUCGCAUGAAAAAAGCAAGAUGAAGAAAAAAGAUUUGUUUGAAAGAAAUCAGUUGGAUCAAUUUCAUGUGGGUACAAUGAAAGAUUUGUCUGAUUUAAAGAGAAUUGAAAUUCUGCAUGAUGCUGAAAAAAACAGUGGAUGGUAUUGUGAUUAUGUUGAAAUUGUUGAUCGCCAAACUAAUAAAACAUACUGUUUUCCCUGUGAUCACUGGCUUGAUGGUGAUGACGCUAAUGGUCUUACACGUAUCGAAUUAGUCUAUGAUAAAAAUAUCGAUUGUAAACAAUUGAAAUCGAAUGAUGUACUACAAAUCUAUGAUAGCAAAAAUAAAACAUUAACCGCUUACACCAUUCAAACAAAAACUAAUCCAAACAGUGAUCAUUUAACCGAUGAUGGAAUAGUGUAUGUGAAACUGUUUGAUAAUGAAAAGUCAACAGAAGAUAUUCCGUUAAAAUAUUCUGAACUACAUAAAAAACCAUUUGAGAAAGGAAAUAUUGACAAAUUUCAUGUGUCAAGUGAAUUUUUAAUGCAUCAAAUUAAAAAAUUAUCCAUAUGGCAUGAUUUUCACAAAUCAAUUAAUUUCGAUUGGAUCGAAGUUAAGAAUAAUCGAACUAGAGAUAUUAAUUGUUUUCCAUUAAAUACUCCGUUGUUAUCAAGAAAGAAUUCACUAACAAACAGAAGGGAAUGUACACAUUAUUAUACAAAAUCAUGCGAAGUCGAGAAUGACAUGAAAAUAAAUAAAGUAGUGAACGAUAUUUUAUUGCCUGAGCAUAUUCAUACUGUUUCCAAACCUGCUACGAGUCCACAUGAAAAUUAUCGAACAAAAUAUCGUGUUCGUGUCAAAACUGGUAAAGCGAAAGAUCUAUUUCGAACAGGAGGAAAAGAUAUACAGGUGUAUUUGAAAAUAUUCGACGACAAAGAAGCAACCGAAGACGAUAUUUUUUAUGUUAGUACUGAAUAUAAGAUGAAUAAUAUUGUUAAAGCUGAACUAUUUUAUACAGGAAGAAAAAAUAAUGGCUGGUAUAUUGAAUGGCUGGAAAUUGUCAAUGAAGAAACGAGUCAAUUUUAUUGCUACCUGAUCAACCGAUGGUUGAAUUUGAAUAAUAAAGAUGGUGGAAUACGAAUUGAAUUGACAAAUCCUUCAUCAAGACCAUGUGAAGAUUCGCCUCUGCUGAGAAAAUCGGUUAAACAGUCAUUAGAAUCAAACAAUCUAUCAUUAUAUGAAAGUCAUUUUCAGGUCAAAAUUAAAAAAGGCAGUAAAGGUAUAUUGGGUCUGUUAGGUGAUAAGACACCACCCUACGUGUAUCUCCGUAUUACUGAUGAAAAUGAUCAAAAAUCAGAAAAUAUUUUACUGAAAUAUCCACGACGUGAUGAUAAGCAUGGGAAAUCAUUUCAUAGUGGAUACAUUAAUAUAUACGAUAAUAUUGGAAGUCAAAAAUGUUUAGGAAACAUUAAAAAAUUAGAAUUAUGGCAUGAUUCACGCGAUAAAGAAUACAUGUGGUUUUGUGAUUGGUUAGAAAUGUAUGAUUUUAGACAUGGUAGAUAUUAUUGCUAUCGUGUACAAAAAAAAUUAGAUUAUAAAGUGGGUACAGAACAAAAUCCAAUUGAAUUGAUACACUAUUCAGAUACUGCAUGUUCUUCUGGUCGGAGUUCGAAACCCACAUUAUUAUCAAACUAUAAUGAAAAAUCAAAAUAUGUCACAGCAUCAUCGGGAACCGAUAAUCAAACACAGAUUCCCAGUCAUUCACUUCCGACACACAUAUUUGAUAAGAAUCAACAACAACAGACAUCGAUACAUUCGACUUAUCAAAAUCAAGAUUCACCGGUCUAUGCCACAAAGUAUCAUAUUAAGACAAAAACGGGUGCACAUAGUUUCUUUCACACAUCUGAUGAUACAACAAAAGAUGCUAUUGUUUAUUUGAGAGUGUAUGAUACUAGAACAGAAAGUGAACCAAUCUUUUUAAAAAAUUCUCUCGAAAAUAAACAUCCAUUUCAAGAAGGAUACGAAGAUUAUUUUGAAGUUGGAACAGAAAAAGAAAUUGGUGAUUUGCAUAAAGUCGAUUUAUGGAUUGAUGAUGACAAAAAAUGGUUCUGUGAUUACGUUCAAAUUACCGAUAAGAAAACAGAUCGUCUAUAUUGUUUUCCUUGUCAUCGUUGGCUGAAUAAAGAUGAAAACAGUACAUUGGUUCAACUACAAACCUACUAUGACAAACCCUGUGAUGGAGUAAUGAAAGAAGUCGAGCUGAAACCUCAUAAUCAAAAACUUUUCACAGCAUCGCAAAUUCCUACGUCUGAUGCUAGGACGUCAACAGAUUAUUCAGCAAAUUUUAUUCGUCAUUAUAAGGUUCGUGUCAAAACGGGUAAACAUGAUAAUAAGCGUAAAGGUCAAGAUAAAGAUUUAAAUGUUUAUAUAAAAUUAUUUGACGGUACUCAAUCAUCUGAAGAUAUUCACUUGAAAUCUAGUGCAUUAUCAACUGAUAGUAGAAAACAUUAUUGGCCCUUUGAAAAGAAUAAUAUUGACACGUUCCAUGUGAGCAGUGUGACAAAAUUAGAUAAUCUAGUCAAAUUGAUUGUCUAUCAUGAUUCUUCCGAUGACAACGAUGGACUAUACAUUGAUUGGAUUGAAAUGAUCGAUUUAGAUCGAGAUAAUAAAGUUUAUUGUUUCCCAAUCAAUGCUUGGUUAGAUGUUAAAGAAGCGAAUGGAAAAACAAGACGAGAGUCGAAUGAUUAUUAUUCAGUACCAUGUAAAGAUUUAGACAUGAAAAAUAUUGAAAAAGAAAACCAAAGAAAUCGCGAAAAAUCGGUACGAACUGGGGAUAUAAUUCGUGCAGAAUUUACUGAUCGGUUUGAAAUACGCACGAAAACAGGCGAUAAAAGUUUUAUGUCUGAGACAGAAAUAGAUGGAGAUAUUUACAUUCAAUUACACGAUAUCAAUGGACAGUCAUCUGAUAACAUCCAUCUAAAACGAUCUCAAAAUCACAAGAAUAAAUCUGAACACGAUCAUAUCGAUAUCUUCAAAGUCAACACAUCAAGUGCAAACCAUCUGUCCACUAUCGAAUCUAUUGAAAUAAAAAUAAAUGGAAAAGAUCAGUCAUGGUUUUGUAAAUCAAUCGAAAUUUUAGAUCGAAAAACUGGAAAAAUUUACUGUUUUUAUGUGAAUAAGUGGCUAUCAGUUAGUGAAGGUGAAAAGAAAAUAGUUUAUUAUUUUGAUAGUUAUUCAACCAAAAGUUGUGUGGAGGAAGAAGAAGAAUUAAUAAAAAGUAAUAAAUUAAAUAAAGGUGAGUCCAUUGCAUCUCAUUUAUACUCUAAACUAAACGUUCAUUUUAUCAACAUACACGUGUAGUCAGCUAGUUUGAUUGUCGUUUUUACUCAAAUUAUAAACGAUCUCUUUUCAAUCCCACAUCUUAUAUCGAAAAGGUAUUCUUAUGUAUUUUAAAGAUAAUAAAGACAAGAAAGUGUCUAUAUCAUCGACAAGAUCUUUCCUUGAUCAAGAUAAUAAUCAACAUAUAUCAUCGUCUGAGCAACAAACAUCUACAAGAAGAGAUGCGGGAGCAAGACAUUCAGAUGUCACCAGUAAUGACGACUUGGCAGGAGCUUCAAUUGAUAAACAAAAAUUGUUCGAGCGUAUACAAGAUAAACAUAAACCGGCUAUACAAUAC
Messenger RNA from Didymodactylos carnosus, 4161 nucleotides. The record is from the annotation of a GenBank genome assembly. NCBI's taxonomy places the organism in Eukaryota, Metazoa, Rotifera, Eurotatoria, Philodinida, Philodinidae.